Messenger RNA from Hemibagrus wyckioides, 11166 nucleotides. RefSeq names its product whirlin a (gene whrna). The coding region runs from base 758 to 3511 and encodes 917 amino acids. The record is from RefSeq and is a predicted model, not a curated record. Lineage: Eukaryota; Metazoa; Chordata; Actinopteri; Siluriformes; Bagridae. Gene Ontology annotation, biological process: sensory perception of sound; auditory receptor cell stereocilium organization. The transcript is spliced from 12 exons. Gene Ontology annotation, molecular function: protein binding. Gene Ontology annotation, cellular component: stereocilia ankle link complex; stereocilium tip; photoreceptor inner segment.
AUCGAGUCUGUUCACGCGCAGGCAGCUGAGGCGCUCCGUCUCUGUUUGCGUAUGUUUAUCAAUUACUGUACUAAAAAAAACUGUAUAAAUAUCGAAUUUUUCCGUUUUUACUGAAGACUUACAUUAGCAUUUUGUGGAAGUAUUUAAUCGGUUUAUCGACAAACAAGUUUGGACUGAUGUUGGACACGGUGUAUCGCCGCGUAACGGGACUAACGUUAGAAAUGAACGCCGAAAUGUCUCUCAGAAGAGUGUUUCCAAGUUGUAAGUGUGUAUUUUUGGGGGGGUUUGUUCGUUUUUAAAGGUUCAAGUUUGUGUUUUUACUUCGAAGCAAGAGUGUCUGCUUGGUUUCGGAGACAUUGGAGAAGCUCUCCGUGCCACUUGACCCCGUUUUCCAGAAACGAAGACGCACCGGAGAGGACACCAUUACACCUGAAGCACGCUUGACGUGCUGUGCCAAUUUAAUUCAGAGCUAUUUAAAAGUUCCACUGAACUAACAACACUCUCUCGAGGAUGGUUUGGUUUCGGAGAAAACACGAUGCAUUCCAUCUGGAAACUUCUCUGCGGUAAGUCUCGUGUGUCAUACGUGUAUAUGGAAAGCGUGUUAAAGCUGCUCGACUCGAUCAGCAUGAAGAGUGACAUCCAAGACUGGCGACGCCACGCGCCGCUCCGGAGCGCCCGGUAGCUGCGGCGUGUCGGUUCUGCGUUUGCGUGCGCGCGACUGGUUGCUGAGGGGGGCAGAGGUUAGGCGAGCGAGAGAAUGAGCGCGGACCUGGAGCGCGUGUCGCUGAGCUCCUCGUCUGCGGGCUCGUUGGCGUCCAGCGCGCGCUCGCUCUCCGCCAACGUGCGCAAGCUGCACGAUGCGCUCAACCUGCUGCUCAGCGAGCUGGAGCGCGAGCAGUUCGUGCACUGCCUCAACGUGUACCACGCGAAGAGGAACGUCUACGACCUGGUCCAGACGCUUAAAGUGAUCCUCGACGCGCCGAGCAAGCGGCAGCUGCUCCCCAUGCUGCGCCUGGUCAUCCCGCGCUCCGAUCAGCUCCUGUUUGAUCGCUACACCUCCGAGGGACUCUAUUUAAAGUCGGAUUUGCUGGCUAGUAGGAACGGGGAGCACGAGAGCACCGCCUCCAGCGCUGCUCAUACCGCUUCGCUCCCGCGUUUACCCCUGCGCGGAUCCCCUGAUCACCAGAGCACCAGCAGCGACGGGACAUCAACUGCGCUCGUGCCGCUCCUGGGCAGACAUUUCCUACCUGAACCCCCGGGUGAGGUCAGACAGGUGACCCUGAAGCGCCACAAAAGCAACGAGGGUUUAGGUUUCAGCAUCCGUGGCGGAUCCGAGCAUGGGGUCGGGAUCUUUGUGUCUCUGGUGGAGCCGGGAUCCAUGGCCGAGAAAGAGGGGCUGAGAGUCGGCGAUCAGAUCCUCAAAGUGAACGAUAAAGUGUUUGACAGGUUCACGCAUGCUGAGGCGGUGAAGGUGCUGAAGGGCAGUAAGAAGCUGUGCAUGUCCGUGCGCUCCAUGGGCCGCAUCCCAGGCGGUUAUGUCACAAAUCACGUGUACACGUGGGUGGACCCUCAGGGCCGCAGUGUGUCUCCUCCUCCAGACUUGCUGGAGCACCGCAGCGCUACCCUGAACAGAAACCAGGGCAAGCAGCGCAGCCACAUGCAGCUGCUGCAGGAUGGAGACGAGAAGAAGGUGAAUCUGGUGCUGGAUGACGGACGUUCUCUGGGUCUAAUGAUCCGCGGUGGAGCAGAAUACGCUCUGGGGAUCUACAUCACCGGAGUGGACAGAGGUUCUGCAGCAGAGUGUGGAGGGCUGAAGGUGGGCGAUCAGAUCUUGGAGGUGAACGGGCGGAGCUUCCUGAGCAUUCCUCACGACGAGGCAGUGCGCAUGCUCAAGUCUUCACGCCACCUCAUGAUGACUGUGAAGGAUGUGGGACGGCUGCCACACGCCCGCACCGUGGUGGGAGAGACCAAGUGGAUCGCUAGUUCCCAGAUCACAGACAGCUCGGCCAGCAGCAGUGUAGCAGGUCUUUCUCUGGAUCAAGGGGCUUCAGCCUCAGGAAAGAUGGGUUUUUAUAAAGGAGUAGCCGGGUCUCAGGUGACUCUCUCCAGUCUGGUGAACCAGAGUAGGGCCAUGCUGGACGAACAGGCCAGACACCUUUUGACUGAGCCUGAGAGACAGACUAUGAACUACUACAUCCAGGAAUAUCGCAACGGACACGUUGGAGUCGAACAACUGGUCAUGGCCCUCUUCGAGCUUCUCAACACGCAUGCCAAGUUCUCACUGCUGUCUGAGAUGCGGGGGCUGAUCAGUGCACAGGAUCUGGAGCAUUUUGAUGCACUGGUGCUCCGCAGGGAGAUUGAAGCUCUGAAGGCUCGACAGGGAGCAGCAGGAGGAGCAGCACUUCACACAGACUCCUUCUCAAUGGUGUCCUACCCUGACACACUGGCCUCCUCCUCAGGCAGCUACGUUACCAGUACCACACUCAGCUCCGCACGGAAUGACAGCACUGUGGAGACUAAUGGAGAAGACGCCCAGGAGAGUAGAAACGCCCUUCCUGACGUCUCUCUGGAUGAGAUGGGGUCAACCUCAGAAUCCCCACCUUCCUUCAAGCCCCCUCCUCCCCCUCGCGUACAGCGCCGCCCUAGUCGUAAACCCGCCCCCAGCAAACGCCCCACGUCUGACUCCUCUAACUCUGACCUGCACUUCGCCGCCCCUUCCCACUCACCUUCCAAAGACAACACGCAAUCCAAACAGCCUUCCGAUGACCCAAAGAAAGAGCCUCCAUUGGCUCAGCUCUCCAUGGUGAGUCAGCACUUGAUCGGUCCUUUCCCACGCGUUCAGUCCCCCAACAGGUUGAAACCCCCUCCAGCACCAGCAGUUCCAGCUCCCCCUGCUCCUCCUCCACCCCCAAGUCCAGAAAAACCCAAAACUGCUCCCUCCUCUCCAUCCUCCAACCAGCACUUUGUCAUGGUGGAGGUACACAGGCCCAACGCAGAGCCUGACGUCAACGAGGUCAGACCACUUCCUCAAAGCAGAGGGUCCACUCUGUCUCAGCUCUCUGACAGCGGACAGACGCUGAGCGAGGACAGCGGCGUGGACAUCGCAGAGUCGGGGCGCAUGAGCAAGGAGAGCAGUCCACGUCCUGCCCGAACUCAGCCACUGAGAGAGAGUGCAGGGGGAGGGGAGGGGAGCACCGUUAAACCGCCCGGCCUGCUUGAGCCCAUGUCAACUCUGGUGCGGGUGCCGAAGAGCGCCAACACGCUGGGUAUCGCCAUUGAAGGAGGAGCCAAUACACGCCAGCCUCUCCCACGCAUCGUCACCAUACAAAGAGGAGGCUCAGCUCAUAACUGCGGGCAGCUGAAGGUGGGCCAAGUGAUUCUGGAGGUGAACGGGAUCUCUCUGAGAGGACGAGAGCAUCGAGAAGCAGCCUGCCUCAUCGCCGAGGCGUUCAAGACCAAAGAGAAGGACUACAUUGACUUCCUCAUUACGGAGUUCAACGUGGCGUUGUAAGACCUCUCAGGCGUUAAGGAGGACGAGAACUUAAAAACUCUUUUUGGCAUGAAGCCACCACUAGUCUCCAGCAAGUAGAUCUUCUUUUAUCAGAUAUUGUCUGAAGGCAGACACAUUCUCAGUGUAGAAACUGUAUAAAGCCACCUGGUGAACCCCAGCUUUAUCCUUCUGAACAUGGCAAACUGGUACAAGGCACUGCUCAGUAUGAUCACAACCACAUCGGAUAUUGGAUGAUAUCUGUCUUUACUCAAGUCCUUUUUUUACACAGGUCCCCUAGUCCCUUGUCAUAAAACAAAUUUUAUUCCGUGUCUAUGUCACAACUUUCAGCUCAUUCCCCAUGUUGGAAUUUGCUUCUUUAACCAAUGUAUUUCAUUCACCUCAGAUUUCUAUAAUUAUAUAUAUAAAAAUUGAUGCACCUUCGUCUAUAUUUUCAUGAUCAUGAUGCAAACCCUAAAUGCUGGCAUUAUACAUGUUAAUGAAUAUUCAGGACUAUCUGCACAGGCAGUAAUUUGAAUCGAUGUAUUCUCGACACAUGCGCUUAGACAUCCAUUCAAAUCAGCCCCUUUUAUUUCCUUUAAAAGCCAUAUGGCUCAGGACGAAGAGAUUUUCACAAUCAAAUACAGUUAUAUUUCACAAAAAAAAUGAUUCACGUCGGUAUUUAGUAGUAGACACGACUGUCUGGAAGACAGAACUUAAAACAAAUGUGUCUCCUGUCUACUUGUACAGUUCUAUGGAUGUUCCUUCAUGUGUGUAAACCUCCAGGGCAUAGAGUUCUUGUAUCAGCUAAUCCAUCAUCAUCUUCAUGAUGGCGGUAAAUUUCAAGAAUCUAGUAUUUCUACUUGAUUUGUUUAAGGCAUUUGUAUGUUACUUAUUUGCAUAAUGACAGGGUAACAGUCGGAUUCACAUUAAGCAACAGAUGAGUAGUCUGUUAUUUGUGUCUGCCUAUAGCAUUUCUAUAUAUAUUUAUGUCUUGUGUGUUAAUCUUUAGUAUUUUUUUAUUUCCAUACACCUGGCUGUCCCUGAUCCUGAAAAUUCUGUAAGAGGCCAUUAUAUGAGACAGGCACAAAUUCAAGGGUCAGAACACAGACAGCAGGAAACUGGGAUAAAACAAGAGAAGUCAAAACCAGUAAGUAAUUUACGCAGAGCUAGAAAACAAGGCUUAAAUAUAGUGAGACGGAAAGACGUGGAAAAAGGAACAGGAUGGUAGACUAUUUAAAGGCUUUACUCAGAGCAGGUGCACAUAUUAGGUAUCAAAAAUCAAAAAGCACAUGGAACAAGACAUGAGGGCAGUACAGGAAACAUGCCAGGUGUUGACAAAGAGGAAUCUGUGUCAAAAAUGAUCAUCUUUGUACAUUAAUACUCUGCACAUCAGUGAGCAGGCACUGGUACUGCAUUAAGGUGUCUUUCCACCAAAAAGAGCGCUGAGGUUAGUGUUUUUAUACCAGAAUCUUUUUGUAAACAGGAAGUAAGGAUUAAUUACUUGUUCUAGUCCACCAGGCCUAUGAAUUAAAAAAUCCUAACCGCCCAGACAUGCAAUCUUUUGUCCAGAAUGCCUGGACUAGUGAUUUGUUUAACCCCUGGGUUGGGUGAAAUAGUCUAUUUAUAUUGUAGGGACACAUUAAUAGUGUACAUUCACAAUAUGUCUGAAGAAAUGGGACAGGAAUUUUUAUGCUUCACCGGACGUUAGAUAAAUACUGUUUAAACCACGUAGCUGCUGUAAGAAAGGUCCUAGGAUCUAACCUAACCUGCCGCAAAAAUUUAUAUCUGGACACAAAAAUAGCAAAUGGAUGAAAACAGGAAACAAGUAGUUCGUUCCUGUCUGAAUUAUAAAUACACCAGUGUUCAGCCACUAAAAUGCACAGACUCGAGAUCUCACAUGAGACACCUGCUCAUCUGUUGAGUUUCCUGUACGAGUUGCAGAAAAGAUGAUCUCAAAUUCACUCUUUGAUUGCUUGUAAAUUUUCUUUGUUUAUGCGUCUUGUAAUAAUUAUCCCUAAACUAUGACACUUAGGCACUAGGACAGAAUGUACUGUGCAUACCGUUACUGUUAUAGAGAUGUGACAGAGCAACAGAACAGAAAACUCUUCCCCAAAAACCCAGAAUCUGUAGCUCAGCAAAUUUUUCUCCAGAAAACUAGCGAUCCAGAGAAAAACUAAGAGGUGCUUCAUCUAAUUAUGAUAGUAGAAUCUGGAACAAAACAAGGUAAUCAAGCAGAGAAGAGAAGGGGAGAUGUGCAGCCAGUGUAACUAAUGAAAAGUUGCAGAGUGUGAGAAGAGAGAAGGAGACGUGCAGGGCUGAGUCUUGAUGUGUCACUCAGGUUACAUAAGCACGGAAGAGUGGGAGUGAGUUAGAGAGAAGGGAUUCUAGUCUGUUCUCGAUUCUAGUCUAUUCUCUCAGUGUGUGUGUGUGAAAGAGAGAAAGAGAGGGAGAGAGAGAGAGAGAGAGAGAGAAGAGGUAAGAAAGAUAAAAAGACGUAUUGCAAAAACAGCACGAGAAUUGUAAUUCCUGUGUGUGUGUGAAAGAGAAAGGGUUGGCAUGAAAGAGAAUUGUGAUCUCUUGCUUCGUGUAGGCGUUAUACUGUACACACACACACACACACACACGUUGAGCCACUCAGAUGUAAUGGCAUCUGCAGGUCCACUUUCCAUCCCGCAGUUUAAAUGCACUUACUACAAGUGCGCUAAUGAACUGUUUAUUACAUUUAAACAUAUGUAAUGUUAUAUCUCUAUUGACAGACUGAAUUAUUUACAUCACAACACCCUGAAAUCUUUUUAUUUAUGUUUCUUUGUCAACAGGUUUCAAUAGCGAUAUAUAUAUAUAUAUAUGUAUAUAUAGAGAGAGAGAGAGAGAGAGAGAGAGAUCAUGGACCAGAUCUGAAUAUAAAAAUAUAUUAGCUAAUAACUCGGUGAAUAAAUUGAAUAAAGAAUACCUUUUUUAAAAAAUCUAAUUCAUGUACACAUUAUUACUUUUCAUUUUAUUUAUUAUUUAUUUAUUUUUGUUUUGUUUUUCUGUAUUUGUUUGUCUUUUUUUUUACUUAAGAAAACAUGAGUCGGGAAUUUAUCUUUGAUGGGUUGCCAGUCAAUCAGUUUAUUUAUUUAUUUAUUUAUUUAUUCAUAAAUAAAUAAGUAAUUUUUCAUAUUUAACAUUUUGUCCAUCAUUAUAUUUAUUUGUUUUCUCUCUUUUUUCGUAGGUUUAUUUUCUGUCACUUGCCUACUGAUUUUUUCUUUCCUGUAUGUAUUUUCUAUAAAUUUUUUACUUCUUCAUUUAUUGCUCUCUUUUUUUGGAUGUUUAUUUGAUUGUUUGUGUGCUGCCAUAUAAUAAUAGUUCCCCCACAAUCAGAGACAAGAAUCAAAAUCGGAGAUGAUUACGGAUCUAAAAAGUGGUUAAAUAUGAUACUACUUACCACACUUAAAUAUAAAUGCCAUUUAAGUAUUAAAUAUUGGUAUUUAGAUAUUAUUAGGUAAUUAUUUUUGUCCAGUUUAGGCUACUUGCUGUUAUUGUUGACUGUCCUGAAAAGCACAAACAUUUAUGCAUGAAGUGGGCAAGGUUUAUUAUAUAAGAUAUUUAUUAUAUCUGUCUUAUUGGGCUGGGUGCAGAACGUCUCAUACAGAGAAUUUGACUGAAUGUUGGAUAUGUUGAGAUACAUGGACUUGUGCCAGAAUGGUGAUUUUUAACAUAUGAUGAUGCUGCUGGUUAGGAAACAUUCGUGAUUAAGAAUAUCUUAUCUCAAAGUAAAGAAUUUGUAGCUACACUGAUUAUAAAUGCUGUUCAUCAAGUGCUGGUUAGAUUAACAUGUAAAUGAAUGGGUAUUAUUUCCAAAUUCUUAGCACAACCCAAACAUCACCCAGCUUCACAUGCAUAGUUUUUGAACAUAGAUGUAAUACUAUGUCAUAUAACAUAGGAAACAAGUACAGAGUUUCAUAUAUUUUCAAAGUAAAAUGUUAUUAAUAUAGUCCAGGGCAUAAUACAGAGGGCAAACUACCAUGCAAACAGUCCAGAAAUCCAAUAUCCUCCGAUGAAUUUAUUUAAAAAUCUAAUAUCCACAAACAGCUUAGAAAUGCAGUACAGUAACAAAUGCAAGACCAUGGCAUGUGACAUGAUCUCUAGAUAUUUUAUGCUGUCCUUAAAUGAGGAAGCGAGUGAUCUCAGGUGUGCUAGGUGCACAGGAAGUGUGUGGGAAUUCAGGUAGUUGGUGUGGACGAGCCCGUGACUUAAUAACCGACACGUACAUGUGAGCUAUCGAUCCUGACCUCAAUCAACCACUAGGAGAAUGUGACAUAUUUAAUCAUAAAGCCUCACAGUAUCAUAAAAACUCCCAGGAUUAUAUGAUCAGGAAUAACAUUAUGAGCAUUGAGAGGUGAAGUGAAUAACACUGAUGAUCUCCUCAUCAUGGCAUCUGUUAGUGGGUGGGAUAUAUUAGGCAGCAAGUGAACAUUUUGUCCUCAAAGUUGAUGUGAUAGAAGCAGGAAAAAUGGGCAAGCGUAAGGAUUUGAGCGAGUUUGACAAGGGCCAAAUUGUGAUGGCUAGACGACUGGAUCAGAGCAUCUCCAAAACUGCAGCUCUUGUGGGAUGUUCCCGGUCUGCAGUGGUCAGUAUCUAUCAAAAGUGGUAAAAGGAAGGAACAGUGGUGAACCGGAGACAGGGUCAAGGGUGGCCAAGGCUCACUUAAGCACCUGGGGAGCGAAGGCUGGCCCGUGUGAUCCGAUCCAAAAGACGAGCUCCUGUUGCUCAAAUUGCUAAAGAAGUUAAUGCUGGUUCUGAUAGAAAGGUGUCAGAACACACAGUGCAUGAUGGGUCAGGGCUUUUUUUUAGCAGCAAAAGGGGAACCAACACAAUAUUAAGCAGGUGGUCAUAAUGUUAUGCCUGGUCAGUGUAUAUUCCUCACUCACCCUUGCACCUAGAUGUACAGUAUACUGAUUACUUAGUAGUUACAAAAUAAUGUCCUUUAAGAUGAAUAAGGGGUUAAUAUAUAUACGUUGAAUAAUUAUUAAUUUAUAAAGGUGAAUAGAGAUAUGAAUGAUUAAACAAGCAAACAUUUAUUCAUGAGAGAAAUACAUAAAUAAUAAACUGCAAGAAAAUAUAGAAAUGUAUUUAUUUGUAUAUUUUUAUAUUCGCUAUUAAUCGAUCCUGAAUAUUUUCAUAGUUUGUUUUUGUAUUUAUUGCGUCAUCUGUUUUGUUUUUGCUUUUUUUUUGCUUUUUGGUUCUGAUCUGGUCAUAUGCAUAGCCCAGACGUCGAAAUCCUCAUCAAUAUUCUUUUCAUAAUAAUCAGGCUAUUUUAAAUUCACUGCUGAGUAUGAUGAAAUAAGCGCUAGUCUUUUUCCUUCACUCGAAUCUUAUUCCCGAAUCGACCUGCCUGUCAGAUAUCCUCAAUGCAUUCAGGAAGUCACGCUGAGCUCAGUGUAUCCUCCUGAACACACAGUGCUGCUCAGUUUUCAAACACUAGUAUUACAGAGCAAAGCCUUUCUUCUCCAUGAGCACGGUCCAGGCAUGGGCAAACAGUCCAGCUGUGUGCACUGCACAUCUGGAGCCUCCACUUGUGGCUUUUGCACAGGUCCAAAGAGAUAAGAUGAAAGAAUAAUAACGCUGACCUCCCCACACGUACACACACACACACACACACACACACACACCCUCACUUACAUUUGAUUACAGUCCUGUUUGCUUUUUUCCUCUCAGUCUGAGUGCUCAUUCUACAAUUUAUUUGCUCUGUACACACCAAGGCAGGAACGUGAGAAUCUUUUGCAAGAGGUGUUUGUAUGUUUUGAGUAUGGUCAGGGAAUCUGGACGCAUCCUUACCCACUUUUUCCCUGUUUCUAUAUCCAUCCUCUGUAGUCUAGUUGCUUAGCAUACUGAUUUCUUCUCAGGUGAACCAUUUCAUUUAACUUACUAGACUAAUUCUGGAUCAUUUUGAAGCUGGAACAUUGGUUCGCAUUAAUAUGAUAGCAGUGCUAUGGAUAUGAAGCUGAAUUAGUCUAAAAAUGUGCAUCAAAUAUUAGUAUACUUAUCAAAUAUCAAUAUACAUUUCUAAUGCUGGCCAGGGUUAUAGUUCAAUCAUAAUCAAAUCAGUUGCUGAAAGCAGUAUUGGAGAGUUAAUUAGCCAGGGUUAUGAAUCAGUCAUGAGACUCAAUCAGAUGCUCAUAUGCUGUUAGAAAUGACUGACUGAAGUAUUCUUACUGCUAGCCUUUCUUCUGUUUUAUCUGGUCGACUUAUUUGUUUGACCUUUACUUGGAUGAUAUAUGUCACAUUAUGCAUUAAUCUAGAAUGUUACACCUUAAAGGGUUUGCACGAAAGCGUUGGUUGGUUGGUUGGUUGCGGAUUUGUUGUUCUUGUUUUUUAUUUCGCUGAUUCUCAAAGAAAUUCUACCCUUCUGAAAGUCUAACUAAUCCUGCCCUUUUUCUCUGAAACUUUGACCAAUCCCAACACACUCCCAGAGAAAUCCUGACUGAUCCUACCCAAUUCCUCACAAUGUUUGACCAAUCCUAACCCAUUCUCUGAAGAACCCUGCCCAAUCCUGACCCACUGCCACAGAAAUUCUGUGCAAUCCCAACCCACUCUCAAAGAAAUUCUGACUUAUCCUACCCAAUUUCUCACAUCAUCUGACCAAUCCUAUUCCAUUCUCUGAGGAACUCUGCCCAAUCCUGACCCACUGCCACCAAAAUUCUGACCAAUCCCAACCCACAAGAAAUUCUGACACACUUCCACAGAAUGUCAAACUGAUCCUGCACACUUCCACAAAACUCCUGACCAGCUCGCAAGGAUUUCUGACCAAUCCCACCUACUUCUGCAGAAAGUCUGACCAAUCUUACGCUUUUCCUCAGAAAGUCUGGCCUUUUCCUCAGAACAUUUGUCAAAUCCUAACCUACUCCCAAAGUAAAUCUGACCAAUCCCACCCACUUUCCCAGAACAUUUACCCAAUCCUAACCCACUCCCUGAGACAUUUUGACCAAUCCUAACCUACUUCUAUGUAGGAUUGAUCAGUCCCACCUUCCUAUCCCACAGUUAUUAUUUUGUUUGCCUCUGAGCACAGUAUUGUCUAACAAAUUUAGCUGAUUUGAAUCAGUGUCUUUAAUAAAAAGGAUAAAUCAGUUACUAAACAUGAAUGAAGGAAGGGUUAUUUCAGCACCCACAGCACUCCCACGUUCAUGCAAAUGGCCUUUCUUUGUUCCGACUGAUGCAUUCAGUGCUGGUCAGUGACAAGCCAGUAUGACAAAACCUACAUAACACUGACUGACAUGAAUCCAAUAAGCAUUAUGACUAGGUAUGAAAAAAUAUAGAAUUCAGCACUUUAGAUCAUUAUGAAACCUUCUGUGACUUUAAAAUGUAGUAAAGCUUUUUUUUAUGUUUAUGCGUUAGUGCCUUCUUUCAGCCAUCAUUGUUAUUCCUGAGUAAUUACGUAUUUGGACGAGUUUAUAGCAAUCCGGUGUUGGUGACAGCAGCUCUCAAGUAAUAAAUAUCUUCAUUCUAUGUUUUUUUUUUUUUUGUAUUUAUAUCUUACUGAUUCAUUAUGGCAGAUCAAAAAUCAUAACUGAACUGUUCUUGUUUUGUUUUGUUUUUUUUGUCAUUUUCUACCCUACUGUAUAACCUCCCUGUCAUGUUGCCUGCCUCUUGUACAGUUUAAUUAAAAAAAAAAAAUCAUUGUACACAUCCAUGCUAUU